GGGAGGAUUAAAAUCCACUUUGAACACUUGACAGAGAUUACUUUUGGGAGCCAGCCAAGGCUGGAGAGCCAACGACCGCUCCCUUGCUUGCUCUGCUGACUUGGCACUGCAGGCGGGGCAGCGGGGCUCUCGCUGCAAGUGGGUGCGGUGGACUCGGAUGGGGUGCACCUGGGAGACGCGGGAAGGCGGAGCCAAGGGAGAGACUGCUCCGCAACAACCCCGGGACCUUGCUGGAAGCCGGAAGCUGGCGGAGUACCAAGGACUCAGGCCGCUCCGUGGCAGGGAGAGGAGCCGUUCCCCACUUGUGGCCUCGGAUCCCCGGCCACUGUGCCAGGGCCAUGGGCGAUCCGCUUCGCCGGCCGCGCGUCGUUCCGGGGUCCUGGCUGGAGCUGCUGCUGCUCCUACUCCAGCUCCUGAGCGCUCCAGCUCCGCGUCGCGCCUACCUGAGGCUCUUGGAUUACCCGGUCCCCAUCUGCUGGCAGCAGGGGCUAAACUGCAGAGUCAAGAACAGUACCUGCCUGGAUGACAGCUGGAUCCAUCCUCAGAACCUAACUCCAAACUAUCCAAAACAUGUCCAGAUCCAACUGCGCCUUGCCAGAACCCAGCAGGGAGACCUGGUCCCUGUGGUGCACAUCGAAUGGACACUGCAGACAGAUGCUGGCCUCUUCUCCCCCAAGGGUGCAAAGUUGUCUGUCCUGCAGCUAAACACCAAUGAACAUUUGUGUGUCGAGUUUGAGUUUCUGUCCAAACUUAAACGUUACAAGCAGUGGCGUUUCGCCUUCAGCCACUUUGUGGUAGAACCCGGCCAGGAGUACGAGGUGACUGUUCACCACCUGCCCAAGCCCAUCCCUGACGGGGACCCAAACCACCUGUCCAAGAAGCUCCUUGUGCCAGAUUGUGAGGACUUCAGGAUGAAGAUAACCACACCAUGUGUGAGCUCAGGCAGCCUGUGGGACCCCAACAUCACCGUGGAAACCCUGGAGGCCCACCAGCUGCGGGUGAGCUUCACGCUGUGGAACGAAUCCUCCCAUUACCAGAUCCUGCUCAACAGUUUUCCACACAUGGAGGACCACAGCUGCUUCGAGCACAUACAGCAGAUACCUGCGCCCAAACAAGAGGAAUUCCACCAGCGAGCCAACCUCACUCUCCCGCUACACAGCUCUAACUGGUGCUGUCGCCACCGAGUACAGGUCCAGCCCUUCUUCAACAGCUGCCUUAAUGACUGCCUUAGACACACCAUGACCAUCCCCUGCCCAGACGUUCCAGAGACUUCAGCUUGUUCCAGAUCACAUGCUAAGGUGGUGGAGAGCCCCAGCUUCCUACCUGAGCCAGUUGCCUACUUCUCCUUCAGAAGCCAUGGGUCCCCAACUCCCACAAAGCCAUCACCACAUGCCAACUGCACAACAGCAGACAUGGCACAGGCUGGAAGAGACCUGGCCUCCCGGGUGGGAGGUGAGGCACCUCUUCUUAGACCAACAACUGAGGGUGCUUCGUUCACAAUUGCAGAUUAUAAAUCCCUGUGGGUGUUUGGCUGCAUCUCUGUUGUGCUGGUGGGCUUCGUCUUCUUCCUGAAGACCAAAUGCACAACUUGGAGGCAACAUGCAUCAGCCUUACCCCUAGACCUUCUCUGUAAGUCUGUGCUCACAGGUUCUCUGUUUCUGAUCAGCCCCUGUGGUGCUGAAAUGUCCCUCAACCUCCUGGAAAAACAGGUCAUCUCAGAAGUAGGGGUCAUGACCUUGGUGGGCAACCAGAAGCAGGAAGUGGUAAACAACUCCAAGUCAUCAUCCUGCCUGACAUUGGUGAUGCAUGCUUAUAAUCCCAGCUACUCAGGAGGCUGAGGGAGGAUGAACCCAACCCAGCUGUGGUGUGACCGUUGGAAGCCCGCUGGGGACCUUUUCACAGCGGCCAUGAACAUGAUCCUGCCAGACUUCAAGAAGCCAGCCUGCUUUGGCACCUACAUCAUCUGCUACUUCACUGGCAUCAGCAGUGAGAACGAUGUCCCUGACCUCUUCAACAUCACCUCCAGGUACCCUCUUAUGGACAAGCUAGAGGAGGUUUACUUCCAGAUCCAGGACCUGGAGAUGUUUGAACCUGGCCGGAUGCACCGCCUCCAGGAGCUCACAGGGGAAAAUUACCUGCAGAGCCCCAGUGGCUGGCAGCUCAAGGAGGCCGUGGAUAAGUUCCGGGAAUGGCAGACCCAGUGCCCUGACUGGUUUGAACGUGAGAACCUUUGCUUCACUGAUGACCAGAACCUCCCAUCCCUGGACGAAGAAGUGUUUGAGGAGCCACUGCUGCCGCCAGGGAGCGGGAUUGUCAGGCAGAAGCCCCUGGUGCGGGAACCUGCCUCCGAGGGCUGCCUGAUGGUAGAUUUAUGCAUGGGUGAGGAAGGAAGGGGAAUGUCGAGGGUGGUACCCCAAUUGCAGCCCCAGGGGGAGGCCAUCCAAACUGUGGUGCUCCCCAGAGAGCAGGUCCCUGCUGCUUGUGCAGUGGAGCUGGUUCCUCUUGCUGACAGCAGCAAGGCCAGCCGGCUGACCUUGGUGGAGGAGGGCGAGGCCUGCCCCCUGCUGGAGGAUCGUGGCCUCCAGAGAAAGAACAUCCUCUUCCUCCCCAUGGACCCUGAGGACUCGCCUCUCUGCAGCACUCCAGUGGCUUCACCUGGCCACCUCCCCAAUGGUGUGAGGGAGCAGCUGGAGGGCUUGAUGCUCUCACUUCUGCAGCAGAGUCUGAAUAGCCAGGCCCAGGGUGCAUGGGAAGAUGCUGCCCUGGUCCUCAAGGACCCCUCCAUACCCUGUGAGGAGGAGCAGCGGCAGUCCGUGCAGUCGGACCAAGGCUACAUCUCCAGGAGCUCCCCACAGCCCCCUGAUGGGCUUGGGGAAAUGGAGGAGGAGGAGGAGGAAGAAAAGGACCUAGGGAAGUCAGCUGAGCAGCUGCCUCCUGAGCUUCUGCAGGACCUGAGGAGCCUCCAGCAGCAGCUUUUCUUCCAAGAUCUCCAAAAGAACUCUGGCUGGGACAGUGUGGAGUCAGAGAGGUCUGCUACAGAAUAGCAGGCCGCUUCCUAGGGCCUCCCAUGUCCUCCCAUGCCUUGAGAGGGUAUGCGUGUGCAUGUGGGUGUUUAUGUAUGUGUGUGUGUGUGUGUGUGUGUGUGUGUGUGAAGCAUCUGCCUUUAAAAUGUAGGUGUCUUAUCAAGCAUGGUGGCAUGUCCCUGUGGUCCUAACUACUUGGGAGGCUGAGAUGGGAGGAUCAGUUGAGCCUAGAAAUUCAGGAUCAACCUGUGUAACAGCAAGAUCCUGUCUCAAAAAUAAAUUAAGGAGAAUAAAAUGUAGACAUCCUGAUUCUGAUCCCAGUACCCCUCCUUAACUUUUCUUUAUGUGACCAUCUUGUGUCCCCAUAAGAAGUCACAACCCAUUCCCAGGAACUUGUGGAUGAGUCAUUCAUUGAUUCAUUCAGCAUUUAUUUGGCACCUACUGUGUGCCAGGCAUUUGGGAUACAAAAGUAUAUUGCACAUGCCGCGGCCUUGGCCACCAAGGAGCUUAACAUCUAGUGAGAACCAAAAAUUAGCAAGCGUGGAAUGGGGAUGAAGGAACAAGGUAUAAAGACUGAAGAGAGGCCUGGCAGGGCCCUGGCCCAGGGAGAAGCUGGUUUGGGGGAAUGUCACAGUCCCAGGGAAGGGAGCAGC
Messenger RNA from Marmota monax (woodchuck), 3676 nucleotides. RefSeq names its product interleukin-17 receptor A-like. The record is from RefSeq and is a predicted model, not a curated record. NCBI's taxonomy places the organism in Eukaryota, Metazoa, Chordata, Mammalia, Rodentia, Sciuridae. Gene Ontology annotation, molecular function: interleukin-17 receptor activity.